Pipistrellus kuhlii (Kuhl's pipistrelle) is the source of this 12204-nucleotide messenger RNA. RefSeq names its product inositol 1,4,5-trisphosphate receptor type 2 (gene ITPR2). Lineage: Eukaryota; Metazoa; Chordata; Mammalia; Chiroptera; Vespertilionidae. Gene Ontology annotation, biological process: calcium ion transmembrane transport. The record is from RefSeq and is a predicted model, not a curated record. The transcript has 57 exons. Bases 395 to 8521 code for a protein of 2708 amino acids. Gene Ontology annotation, cellular component: endoplasmic reticulum; membrane. Gene Ontology annotation, molecular function: inositol 1,4,5 trisphosphate binding; inositol 1,4,5-trisphosphate-gated calcium channel activity.
CACCUGGUCCCCAAAUUCCCCCGAGGGCAGCGGGAAGCUCGCCUGCAACCCCCAGCGUCCUGGUGGCCAGGACGGCGGCGGCCGGGCGCACCGAAGGGAGGGGGCCGGGAGGACGCCGGAGGAGGAGCAAAGGUGUCGGCGAGAAAACUUGUGAAAGGAACAGGAAACCUGCCCGGGAGGCGACCGCUGCGGCCCCGAGGUGUCCGCGCGGCUGCGGCGUCGCUCCCCCACGCGCGAGGCAGGGCUGCCGAGCCGACCCCCGGGCGCCCCGGCCGUGCCCUCUGCAGCCGCUCCGGGCGCCGCCGCCGUGCGCUCCGCUCCGCUCCGCUCCUUGGAGAGGGCGGCGAGGGCGCCGAGAAGAGGAAGGACGUCUAACCCUGGAGCAUGAAGCAGCAUGUCUGAUAAAAUGUCCAGCUUCCUCUACAUCGGGGACAUCGUGUCCCUGUACGCGGAGGGCUCGGUGAACGGCUUCAUCAGCACGCUGGGGUUAGUGGAUGACAGGUGUGUGGUGCACCCGGAGGCAGGGGACCUCGCCAAUCCUCCCAAGAAGUUCAGAGACUGCCUCUUUAAGGUGUGUCCUAUGAACCGAUAUUCUGCCCAGAAACAAUAUUGGAAAGCUAAGCAAGCCAAGCAAGGGAACCACACCGAGGCAGCCUUGCUGAAGAAAUUACAGCAUGCUGCAGAAUUGGAACAAAAACAAAAUGAAUCAGAAAAUAAGAAGCUGUUGGGAGAAAUCGUGAAGUACAGUAACGUUAUCCAACUACUGCACAUAAAGAGCAACAAGUACCUGACUGUCAACAAGAGGUUACCUGCUCUGCUGGAGAAGAACGCCAUGCGCGUAUCUUUGGACGCUGCAGGAAAUGAAGGGUCUUGGUUUUACAUUCACCCCUUCUGGAAGCUGAGAAGCGAGGGUGACAAUAUUGUUGUUGGCGAUAAAGUUGUUCUGAUGCCCGUGAACGCAGGGCAGCCACUGCAUGCGAGCAACAUAGAGCUUCUCGAUAACCCAGGGUGCAAAGAGGUGAAUGCUGUUAAUUGCAACACCAGCUGGAAAAUCACUUUAUUUAUGAAAUAUAGUUCCUAUCGAGAGGAUGUGCUGAAAGGUGGUGACGUCGUUAGAUUGUUUCAUGCAGAACAAGAGAAAUUUCUGACCUGUGAUGAAUAUGAGAAAAAACAGCACAUUUUUCUUCGUACAACCUUGCGUCAAUCAGCCACUUCUGCUACUAGUUCUAAAGCGCUCUGGGAAAUAGAGGUGGUUCAUCACGACCCAUGCCGUGGGGGUGCGGGGCAGUGGAACAGCUUGUUCAGAUUCAAACACCUUGCAACUGGGAACUACUUGGCGGCAGAGCUUAAUCCUGAUUAUCGAGAUGCCCAAAAUGAAGGAAAAAAUGUGAGAGAUGGAGAUCUUCCAACUUCAAAGAAGAAGCGCCAGGCUGGGGAGAAGAUCAUGUACACCUUGGUCUCAGUCCCACAUGGGAAUGACAUUGCGUCCCUCUUUGAACUGGAUGCCACCACUCUUCAGAGAGCUGACUGCCUGGUUCCUAGGAACUCCUACGUUCGGUUAAGACAUUUAUGUACCAACACAUGGGUAACCAGCACUAGUAUCCCUAUAGACACAGAGGAAGAGAGGCCUGUUAUGCUGAAGAUUGGAACUUGCCAAACAAAAGAAGAUAAAGAAGCAUUCGCUAUUGUGUCUGUCCCGCUGUCUGAGGUGCGAGACUUAGAUUUUGCCAAUGAUGCAAAUAAAGUGCUGGCGACCACGGUUAAAAAGCUGGAAAAUGGCACAAUAACUCAGAAUGAAAGGAGGUUUGUAACCAAAUUAUUGGAAGACCUUAUCUUCUUUGUUGCUGAUGUACUUAACAAUGGGCAAGAAGUUCUGGAUGUGGUUAUCACCAAGCCAAACCGAGAACGUCAAAAAUUAAUGAGGGAACAAAACAUAUUGGCACAGGUAUUUGGGAUUCUUAAAGCACCCUUUAAGGAGAAGGCAGGCGAAGGCCCAAUGCUGAGGCUCGAAGACCUGGGGGACCAAAGAUACGCUCCCUACAAGUACAUGCUGAGGCUCUGCUACCGUGUUCUGAGGCACUCGCAGCAGGACUACCGGAAAAACCAGGAAUAUAUUGCUAAGAAUUUCUGUGUCAUGCAGUCCCAGAUUGGCUAUGAUAUUUUGGCAGAAGAUACCAUCACAGCUUUGUUGCACAACAACAGAAAACUACUAGAGAAACAUAUCACAGCAAAAGAAAUAGAAACAUUUGUCAGUUUACUCAGGAGAAAUCGUGAGCCAAGAUUUUUGGAUUAUUUAUCUGAUCUGUGUGUGUCCAAUACCACCGCUAUACCUGUAACUCAAGAACUCAUCUGCAAAUUUAUGUUGAGCCCAGGCAAUGCAGACAUUCUCAUUCAAACCAAGCUGGUUUCAAUGCAAAUGGACAACCCGCUGGAGAGCUCCAUUCUUUCAGACGACAUUGACGAUGAAGAAGUUUGGCUCUACUGGAUUGACAGCAACAAGGAACCUCAUGGCAAAGCUAUCAGGCACCUUGCUCAGGAAGCCAAAGAGGGCACCAAAGCUGACUUAGAAGUCCUUACCUAUUACCGGUACCAGCUAAACCUCUUUGCAAGGAUGUGCUUGGAUCGCCAGUAUCUGGCCAUUAACCAGAUUUCGACGCAGCUCUCUGUGGAUUUGAUCCUGCGGUGCAUGUCAGAUGAGAGCCUGCCAUUUGACCUCCGAGCAUCUUUCUGUCGCCUCAUGCUCCACAUGCAUGUCGACCGGGACCCCCAGGAGUCCGUGGUGCCUGUGCGCUAUGCCAGGCUCUGGACGGAAAUCCCCACCAAGAUCACCAUUCAUGAAUAUGAUUCUAUAACUGACUGUUCCAGAAACGAUAUGAAGAGGAAAUUUGCACUGACAAUGGAAUUUGUUGAAGAAUACUUGAAAGAAGUUGUAAAUCAGCCCUUCCCUUUUGGAGAUAAAGAAAAAAACAAACUGACAUUUGAGGUGGUCCACUUGGCUCGGAAUCUGAUAUACUUUGGAUUUUAUAGUUUCAGUGAAUUGUUAAGGCUCACAAGAACACUUCUGGCUAUCCUAGACAUUGUACAAGUCCCCAUGUCAUCGUAUUUUGAAAGAUUAAGCAAAUUUCAAGAUGGAGGAAACAAUGUCAUGAGAACCAUCCAUGGGGUGGGAGAGAUGAUGACCCAGAUGGUGCUCAGUAGAGGCUCAAUCUUCCCCAUGAAUGUGCCUGAUGUUCAGCCGAGUAUCCACCCCAGCAAGCAAGGGAGCCCUGCCGAGCAGGAAGACGUGACCGUGAUGGACACUAAGUUGAAGAUUAUUGAGAUCUUGCAGUUUAUCCUGAGUGUCCGACUGGAUUACAGGAUCUCCUACAUGCUCUCGAUAUAUAAGAAGGAGUUCGGAGAGAGCAGUGAGAAUGCUGAAACCUCUGCCAAUGGCUCUCCAGAUACAUUGAUCCCAGCAGCUAUUGUUCCUGAUAUAGACGAAAUCGCAGCUCAGGCAGAAACUAUGUUUGCUGGAAGAAAGGAAAAAAAUCCAGUUCAACUUGAUGACGAAGGCGGCAGGACCUUCUUGCGGGUCCUCAUUCAUCUGAUCAUGCAUGACUACCCUCCUCUGCUGUCAGGAGCUCUGCAGCUUCUGUUCAAGCACUUCAGCCAGAGAGCGGAGGUUCUACAGGCAUUUAAACAGGUGCAACUGCUGGUGUCAAAUCAAGAUGUAGAUAACUACAAGCAAAUAAAGGCAGAUCUCGACCAGCUUCGACUAACUGUAGAAAAAUCUGAGUUAUGGGUUGAGAAGAGCAGCAGCUACGAAAAUGGAGAAAUGGGUGAAAACCAAGUGAAAGGUGGUGAAGAGCCAAAUGAGGAAUCAAAUAUUUUAAGUCCAGUUCAGGAUGGAACAAGGACACCUCAGAUUGACAGCAAUAAGAGCAAUAACUACCGGAUUGUGAAAGAGAUUUUGAUUAGGCUAAGUAAACUCUGCAUACAGAAUAAAAAGUGUCGGAAUCAGCAUCAACGGCUACUGAAAAACAUGGGAGCUCAUUCGGUGGUGCUGGACCUUCUGCAGAUACCCUAUGAAAAGAGUGAUGAAAAGAUGAACGAAAUAAUGAACCUAGCCCAUACAUUCCUGCAGAAUUUCUGUCGGGGAAAUCCACAGAAUCAAGUUCUUCUUCAUAAACAUCUGAAUUUGUUCCUAACACCUGGUCUCCUUGAAGCAGAGACCAUGCGGCACAUCUUCAUGAACAAUUACCACCUGUGCAAUGAAAUCAGCGAGAGAGCAGUGCAGCAUUUUGUGCACUGCAUAGAGACACAUGGCCGCCACGUGGAGUACCUGAGGUUUUUGCAAACGAUUGUAAAAGCAGAUGGUAAAUAUGUGAAGAAAUGCCAGGAUAUGGUCAUGACAGAGACUCUCUUGUUAUCAUUUCAGUUGAUAAAUGGGGGUGAAGAUGUGCUGAUAUUUUACAAUGAUAGAGCAUCAUUUCCCAUCCUUCUCCAUAUGAUGUGUUCAGAGAGAGACCGAGGGGAUGAGAGUGGCCCCUUGGCCUACCACAUCACCCUGGUGGAGUUGCUGGCAGCUUGUACAGAGGGGAAAAACGUCUACACAGAAAUCAAGUGCAAUUCCCUUCUGCCCCUGGACGACAUAGUGCGGGUGGUGACCCAUGAUGACUGCAUCCCUGAGGUUAAAAUUGCAUAUGUGAAUUUUGUUAAUCACUGUUACGUUGACACUGAAGUGGAAAUGAAAGAGAUUUACACAAGUAACCACAUUUGGAAAUUAUUUGAGAACUUCUUGGUGGAUAUGGCAAGGGUUUGCAACACAACCACAGACAGGAAACACGCAGACACCUCCCUGGAGAAGUGUGUGACAGAGUCUAUCAUGAGCAUCGUGAGCGGCUUCUUCAAUUCUCCUUUCUCAGACAACAGCACCAGCCUCCAGACACACCAGCCAGUUUUUAUUCAGCUGCUGCAAUCUGCCUUCAGAAUUUACAAUUGCACCUGGCCAAACCCAGCCCAGAAGGCCUCUGUGGAGUCCUGUAUCAGAACUUUGGCAGAAGUGGCAAAGAAUCGUGGAAUUGCUAUUCCAGUGGAUUUGGAUAGUCAAGUUAAUACUCUUUUCAUGAAGAACCAUUCAAAUAUGGUGCAGAGAGCAGCCAUGGGCUGGAGACUGUCAGCUCGCUCCGGACCCCGCUUUAAGGAAGCUCUUGGAGGACCUGCUUGGGACUAUAGAAAUAUUAUUGAAAAGUUACAGGAUGUCGUGGCUUCCUUGGAGCAACAGUUCAGCCCAAUGAUGCAGGCGGAAUUCUCAGUGCUGGUGGAUGUGUUGUACAGUCCGGAGCUGCUGUUCCCUGAGGGGAGUGAUGCGAGGAUCCGAUGCGGUGCUUUCAUGUCCAAGUUGAUCAACCAUACAAAGAAACUAAUGGAGAAAGAAGAAAAACUGUGCAUUAAAAUUCUUCAGACUUUACGAGAAAUGCUAGAGAAGAAAGACAUCUUUGUGGAAGAGGGUAAUACAUUAAGGAAAAUACUCCUGAAUCGAUACUUUAAAGGUGAUUAUGGAGUUGGUAUAAAUGGACCCCUUUCUGGAACCUAUGGCAAAUCUGCACCAGGGGGAGGAAGUUUUUCUGGGCAGGACUCAGAUAAGAUGGGGAUAUCAAUGUCAGAUAUUCAGUGUCUGCUGGACAAAGAAGGUGCAUCCGAACUUGUCAUCGAUGUUAUAGUGAAUACCAAAAAUGACAGAAUUUUUUCCGAAGGCAUUUUACUUGGCAUUGCCUUGCUCGAAGGAGGAAAUACACAAACUCAGUAUUCGUUCUACCAGCAGUUGCAUGAGCAAAAAAGGUCAGAAAAAUUCUUCAAAGUUCUAUAUGACCGAAUGAAGGCUGCUCAGAAAGAAAUAAGAUCAACUGUUACAGUGAAUACCAUAGACUUAGGUAACAAAAAAAGGGAUGAUGACAAUGAAUUGAUGACAUCUAGCCCACGAAUAAGAGUAAGAGAUUCAUCACUGCAUUUAAAAGAGGGAAUGAAAGGGCAAUUAACAGAAGCUUCUUCAGCAACAUCCAAAGCGUACUGUGUAUACAGAAGAGAAAUGGAUCCGGAAAUAGACAUUAUGUGCACGGGAUCCGAAGGGGGCAACGCGGAGGACAAGUCUGCAGAGGAAGUGACGAUGAGCCCUGCAAUUGCCAUCAUGCAGCCGAUCCUGAGGUUUCUUCAGUUACUAUGUGAGAAUCACAACCGGGAACUGCAGAACUUCUUGAGGAAUCAAAACAACAAAACAAAUUACAACCUUGUCUGUGAGACCCUCCAAUUUUUGGACUGCAUUUGCGGAAGUACCACGGGUGGCCUGGGCCUGCUGGGUCUCUACAUCAAUGAGAAGAAUGUAGUGCUGGUCAACCAGACUCUGGAAAGUUUGACUGAGUACUGCCAGGGCCCGUGCCAUGAAAAUCAGUCAUGUAUUGCUACUCAUGAAUCUAAUGGAAUUGAUAUUAUCAUUGCUCUGAUCCUAAAUGACAUAAACCCUCUUGGUAAAUAUCGAAUGGACUUGGUGCUUCAACUAAAGAACAACGCCUCCAAGCUUUUGCUGGCCAUUAUGGAAAGCAGACAUGACAGCGAGAAUGCAGAAAGAAUUCUUUUUAACAUGAGACCCAGGGAACUGGUGGAUGUGAUGAAGAAUGCCUAUAACCAAGGAUUGGAAUGCGAUCAUGGAGAUGAUGAGGGUGGAGAUGAUGGUGUUUCCCCAAAAGAUGUUGGACACAAUAUUUAUAUUCUGGCCCAUCAGUUGGCCCGUCACAACAAAUUAUUACAGCAGAUGCUCAAACCAGGAUCAGAUCCAGAUGAUGGAGACGAAGCCUUAAAGUAUUAUGCCAACCACACGGCACAGAUUGAGAUUGUCCGGCACGACAGGACCAUGGAGCAGAUAGUCUUUCCUGUCCCCAACAUAUGUGAAUACCUGACGCGGGAGUCCAAGUGCCGUGUGUUCACGAUGACUGAAAGGGACGAGCAAGGCAGCAAAGUGAACGACUUCUUCCAGCAGACAGAGGACCUCUACAAUGAGAUGAAGUGGCAGAAGAAAAUCAGGAAUAAUCCUGCUCUGUUCUGGUUCUCGAGACACAUAUCUCUCUGGGGGAGCAUCUCCUUCAACUUGGCCGUGUUCAUCAAUUUAGCUGUUGCUCUCUUCUACCCAUUUGGGGACGAUGGAGAUGAAGGUACACUCUCUCCAUUGUUCUCAGUUCUUCUAUGGAUAGCAGUUGCAAUCUGCACAUCCAUGCUAUUUUUCUUCUCCAAGCCUGUGGGUAUCCGGCCAUUUCUUGUGUCUGUAAUGCUCAGAUCAAUAUAUACAAUAGGUCUUGGGCCCACGUUAAUACUUCUUGGCGCAGCUAAUCUUUGUAAUAAAAUAGUAUUUCUGGUGAGUUUUGUUGGAAACCGUGGCACGUUCACCCGAGGGUACCGAGCUGUCAUCCUGGACAUGGCCUUUCUCUACCAUGUGGCGUAUGUCCUGGUUUGCAUGCUGGGCCUCUUUGUCCACGAAUUCUUCUAUAGCUUCCUGCUUUUUGAUUUGGUGUACAGAGAAGAGACUCUGCUCAAUGUCAUAAAAAGUGUCACCCGGAAUGGCCGCUCCAUUAUUCUAACUGCAGUCCUCGCUCUCAUCCUGGUCUACCUGUUUUCCAUUAUUGGGUUCCUUUUUCUGAAGGAUGACUUCACUAUGGAAGUGGAUAGGCUGAAAAACAGAACUCCCAUUACAGGAAGUAAUGACGUUCCUACUAUGACUUUAGCUUCCAUGAUGGAAACAUGUAACAAGGAAAACUGCUCACCCACGAUACCAGCUUCAAACACAGGUGAUGAAGAGUAUGAAGACGGAAUUGAAAGGACGUGCGACACUCUCCUGAUGUGCAUUGUCACCGUCCUGAACCAGGGCCUCAGGAACGGCGGUGGCGUGGGUGAUGUGCUGAGAAGGCCAUCAAAAGAUGAGCCCUUGUUUGCUGCCCGAGUGGUAUAUGACCUUCUUUUCUAUUUCAUUGUCAUCAUUAUUGUCCUUAACUUGAUUUUUGGUGUCAUCAUUGAUACUUUUGCUGAUCUCAGAAGUGAGAAACAGAAAAAAGAAGAAAUUCUAAAGACAACCUGCUUCAUCUGUGGACUCGAGAGGGACAAGUUUGAUAAUAAAACUGUGUCAUUUGAGGAGCACAUCAAGUCAGAACACAACAUGUGGCAUUAUUUGUAUUUCCUUGUCUUGGUGAAGGUUAAAGACCCAACUGAAUACACUGGACCUGAAAGUUACGUGGCUCAAAUGAUUGUGGAGAAGAACUUGGACUGGUUUCCUCGGAUGCGAGCCAUGUCUCUUGUUAGCAACGAAGGUGACAGUGAGCAAAAUGAGAUUCGGAACCUGCAGGAGAAGUUGGAAUCGACCAUGAGUCUGGUCAAACAGCUGUCGGGUCAGCUGGCGGAGCUCAAGGAGCAGAUGACAGAACAAAGGAAGAAUAAGCAGAGACUGGGCUUUCUCGGAUCAAACACACCCCAUGUGAAUCAUCACAUGCCGCCACACUGAUACCAUGGGGGAGAGCCGUGACUGGCCUUUCAUCAGCGCCCGGCCUGACCGCUGAAUACAGAACUGAGCUGGAGGGGAGUGAACAGUGCCUAUUGUUGAGAAGUUAAAAACAACCAAGUGCCAAGAUGCUGCCUGGUGUAGCUCCGGGAACAAUUUAUAACUGUGUUUUCAUGGUUGAAAAGAACCAAACUCAAAAUGCAGCGGCUGGAAAGCACACAUCAUGCAUUCUUAAUGCAACAUGAAGUGACUUGCUCACGUGGACAGAGAGGGCAGGGAGAGGCAGGGCUGGAGGAGAUGCCGUGCAGGGAGAACCACCUUUUGCUAAGUCCCUAAAGAGUCGGUUUUGUCUUAAACGCUGAUUUGCAACCUUUGUCACGGUUGGUUGGGCUUUCUUUUAAUUAUGGCGCAUAGGUCAAUGAUACAGGAAGUCAUACUCGGGUGGCUACGUUUUUUACUAUAGGAAAUAACUGGAAAGAUUAAAAAAUGAGAGUUGCAAAGAAACAUGUUAAUGCUUCCAAACCGUAGCUGUCACAGGGCAGUUUCCUUCCUUGUAACACGCAGCACAAUGGAUCUGCGGCUCUAGCAACUAGUGCUGGGAGCCUGUGCCCCUCAAGCGGACAUCACAGGAUAUGAUUGCCUUCUCCCAGAUCCAGAGGGGCUCUCAAUAGAGAGCACAGAAGGGGAUCUUCAGAAAACUUGGGAAAAGCAUGUGGUAAAUCAUGUAUAGGCUAAGAUUUUCAAAGAUUUGAGGAAGAAAAAGCUACAGUAAGCCCCAGGGGAAAGUUUUUUUGAGCAUAUGUGUGCUAUUAAAAUAUAUUGAGAUUAAUAAAUGAAAGUGAUUGAAGAUGACAGGAAAUACUGAGAAACUUAUGAUAGUGGCAUUUUAUAAAUAUGGAGUAAAAGCUAUUUGAUUCAUGUUUGCUGUGCUUAAAAGGAACUGAGUGGUUUUAUUGCUGCAGUUGGGGAGGGAGGGGAAAAAUCCAAGAACUUUAUUGAAUACUCAAGAAUAUGAAGCAUAUCAAUUAUAUAUUUUAAAUUGUAUUUGUGAGAGCUUUUCAGAAUGUAGAAAGAUAAUAAUCUCUUCUCCAAGUUAUGUUAAAUGAAUGCGACCAGAAUUUGUGGAAGGAGAAAAUAACCUGCCAUACCCAUGCUAUUCUUAGAAAUAAUACUUCCAGAGUGUUAAAGCAAAAUGGGAUAUUGAAAGUGUUAGGGGACCACUGUGUGGCCAGGGAGCAAGGCACAGGCACCCAAGUCUGGGAGAUUAUUUGCAAGUUGACCUUUAGCCCUGGCUCCCCCAAGAACAAAAAAUUGCCUGCAGAAUCUUACUCUGACCUUCUUACCACCAAGGUUGAAGGUCUGGGCAAGGUUUGUGAUGGCUGUUUUUAAAGCUUUGAGGUUGUUUUGAUGUCAUUUAAGCUAUUGGGCCCUAAAAUUUUUACAGUUACUCUAGGCAGAUUAGAAAGGAUGCUUGGAACAGCCCUGUUAAAAUAUAGACUUUGAGAGAAACUGUUGAAACCUUGAUCAACAAAUGUUUGCGCUGAAUCUCCUGUCACCCCCUUAAUCCCAGCCCCUCCCCAAGUUGAGAAUUCUUCACUCUGACAUGAUAGUCAUUUUUCUUGACCAGUUGCUGAAGGACCAUGGUCCAGAGACGAAGAGAUUGAGAUAUAUAUCUGCAGGCAGCACAGAACUUUGAACCUAUUAGGCAAUCAAUAAAUGUAUGAGAAUCCCACCAUCACUAAUCACCCUUAAUUCUUUAUUAAAACUUUAAACCCUCUCACAUAUUUUAUUUUUUAAAUGUCUUCACCAAAACCUAAGUAGAACAAAGCAGCCAUUGUUUUCACCCAAGACCAUCAUUGUUAUAACAUUAUUAGAUAACUAUUUUAAUUAGGCAGAGAGUUUGGGGAAUAGGUAAAAGAAAAGGAGUAGAUGGAGCAUGUUCUAGUAUAGGGACCUAACUCACAAAAUCAAAUAUUUUUGAUGUCUGAACAGCAAGAGAAUAGAUUAAUUUUUACUGAUGAGAGCAACCUGUCUUUCAGAUGAUGAACUGUGUAGUAUUUGCUGGCUCUGAGAUAGUUCUUUUUUUGUAGGACUAAGACAUUGGGUUAGUGGUAGCUCAUUGUUUCUCAGCAUAUAGUCUCUUUAGUUCUGAAAGAUUGCAGCUAAAAAGAUGCUUAUUUGUUCAGAAUUAAAAUAUUUCUCAGUUGUGCUUCUUUUUCUUUUCUGCCUAAGUACUGAAGAGAUUACAAGGCAAAAUGAACAAAACAAAGCAAACAAAAAAGGCAUUUUUGCAGGCUAUUAAUUCAUGACAAAGAUAUUAAUGCAGAAAUUUGACAUCUGAUUAUAUGUUACAUAUAUGUUUGUAAUGCAACUGGAAUAUUUUACCUAUACAAGUAUUAGUUAAUGUUAUCAUAUUUAUAUAGUGACAUUAAAUGCAAUCAUUGUUGAAUUUGAUGUUAAGGAAAAUUUUUCCUAUUUAUUUGUUAAAAUCCACAUAAGGUUAAAUGUAUCAGUCGAUGCUGAAUAGUUUAAUGAAAGUAGGUUUCUUAAAUUAAAAUAUCAUUUUUAGAUGAGAAAAUGUUUGUAUCAUAUAAGAUUAUAAUAUAAAUAAAUUGUAUACUUGUAAAAUUUAUCAUUUUCUUCCCCUUAAAAAGUUAGUUUAAAAAAGGGCUUACUUUCUUAAAUAUUGAACUUUUUUCUGUUGAUGAUGAGAAUGCAGUUUCUAGAUGGUUGAUAAUAUCUGGAAGAUAUUUCAUCCAAGUCAGAACUGUGUGCAUAUGUCAUAUUCUUCACUCACAAUCCAUUCUUUUGAAUGCUCUUUUAGUUUAUAGUUGUUUUAUUACAAACAGCAAUGCCCCGGGACUAAAAUGAGUGGAAAGACUGGGGAUCUGGGGUCAACAAAAGUGAAGACUGGGGCUUCCUUAUGAUUAGGGGAAAGGAGUAAAUGACAGAUGCUGGGAAGAAAAGAGCUUACCCCCUCCCCCCGCAGUAAACUGGGACAUAAUAAGUAAUUAUUGCACAGACAUAAUGACAUACCAGAUUAUAGACUCAAGAGAUGCUGCUUAAACAUGCAGAGGACAGAGCUUUGUGGAAGAGUAGCUAUAGGGAGCUACUCUAGGCAGUAGAGUAGCUCUGUUCCUUCAGCUGGUCUUAAAGUUACACGGAAUAACAGGCGGCAUAUUCUGACCCACAGACCCUUUUCAAUAUGCCAUGACACAUAUUAUAGUGCAAAACAGAGUGGACCAGGCAUCUGAAACAAACAUAGAUGCCACAGGAACCAGGCAAGUCACUUGAAUGGAUGAAAUGGUGGCGUCCACACCAUACAUGGGAAGCAGAGAGGCCAUGUUUCUAUUUGCAAAAUUUGACAACUCAUUCCAGUAUUUAGAAAAUCCCUGAGGCCAGUUGAAGCCAUCUAGUCACUCAUUUGUUAUAUCCCUUCUAGUCACUCAUUUGUUCUCUCUGAAAUCAUUGUAAAGCUAUUCCAUUUAGUAGAAGAGAAGACUAAAACCAAGCACAGGAGCUAAAAUGCAUGUGAAACUUGAGAAAUUUGCAAACAAAUCCAGUUAUCAUCUCUGAACUGGCAGGUUUCUACAGACUUGGAUAAUUUAUCCAAUUAUCAGACCAGAACUUCUCAUUUCACCAAUAGAUGGUUUUCCCCUCAAAGUAGAGGGUUGCUCUAUUUGCUG